Trypanosoma theileri is the source of this 1059-nucleotide messenger RNA. RefSeq lists its product as uncharacterized. The transcript has a single exon. Lineage: Eukaryota; Euglenozoa; Kinetoplastea; Trypanosomatida; Trypanosomatidae. The record is from RefSeq and is a predicted model, not a curated record. The annotation marks the transcript as partial.
AUGAUAACGAUGUUCAUCCAACUGCGCCGCGUGGUGUACCUGUUGGUACUUCUGCAGUGUUGUGCGUGUGUGGCAUAUGCGCAAAGUGGUGAUACGACCCCAACAGAUUCUGAGGAAAAGAAAAUUAUACAGAACCUGACUGAAUUGAGAGCUAAGAUGGAAAAGAAGAAGGAUGAAAUUAAUGUUAUCCUUGUGUCAUUAAAAAGCGUAAAGAAUGAAUGCAGUGAAGCGUCGAAGCGUGCUCAGAAUGCAGCAAAGACGGCCGAAGAACUUGAAAGCGUUGUUAUGAAUACUUCAGUCCUUAUUUUGCAGUCAUCUGAAAGUUUGAAUGAGAGUGAAGUAAAAGAGGAGUUAAGGAAUGCAGUUUAUGCUGUAAGAGAGGCCACUAAUGCCGUUGAAAAGACAAAUUUGAUAGCUGAAAAAAUAAGCAAUUUGGCGCAUGAAAUUCAAAAGGGGGAAAUUGAUUUGGUUAAAGUGGUGGAUGAUGUUGAGUGGAUUACUGAUGAUUACAUUAACAAUGAAGAUGAAACGAGUCUCUCAGGGGGUAAGAAAAAAAUACAGCAAUUGGCUAAAGAGUGCAAGAAAGAAACGAAGGAAGUAGAUACUUUCCUUCAGCAUGUCAAUGAGGACACUAGAAGUGCUCGCAGUUUAGCGGAGGAGGCCCAGAAACAGGCGGAAGCUGCCUCCGCUGCAGCAGAGUAUCUUCAGAAAAUCAUUGAUGAUAUUUUCGAACGGCGCCCUCAGAUUAAAGCAGAUCUGGAACGUGAAAUUGAGGAGGAGAAUCAAAGAUUAACUGAUACCACGACAGCAAAUGAAGGUAAGGAACCACUGGACAAUAAUGAGGUGUUAGACGGUGCACUUCCAAAUAAACAGAAUGAGACGGGAAGCCACGCAAAUGCCCAACAGCAGCAGAAUCAACAGAACUCUGAGAAUAAAAAUGAAGAAAGCAAUGUUGAAACACAAGAGAAUAAUAAUAGUUCUCAGAGCAAAACUCCAACACCCAGUAAUUCAUCUGCUUCUGGAUCCUCGCCAUCACAAAACACGCCGACUAAUACUUCU